This is a messenger RNA of Ambispora gerdemannii, 897 nucleotides long. Lineage: Eukaryota; Fungi; Glomeromycota; Glomeromycetes; Archaeosporales; Ambisporaceae. The record is from the annotation of a GenBank genome assembly.
AUGGUUAAUAGUGCUGUGAAUAACGGAAUUCAUGUCCCAGUAAUGCUCAAUGAGGUUCUUGAUUAUCUCAAUUUGAAAAAAGAGGGAAUUUAUGUCGAUUGCACUUUUGGCAAGGGAGGACAUUCAAGGCCAAUACUAGAAAAAUUAGAAAAAGGUAAGUUAAUUGCCUUUGAAUGGGAUGAGGAAACUGCCAAUUUGGUUCAGGAAGAUAAAUUUUUUCUCUCUCCUCGGUUUCAUCUCAUUAAUGAUAAUUUUGCUAAUCUCGAAGAGCAUUUAAAAAAAAUGGGUAUCCAAGAGGUAGACGGAUUUUUGUUUGACUUGGGACUUUCUUCAGACCAAUUAGCGGAAGAGGGGAGGGGAUUUAGUUAUCGUUUAAACUCCCCGCUUGAUAUGCGAAUGAGUGGAAAAAGUAAGUUAAAAGCCGAAGACAUUAUUAAUAAUUAUUCUUGGGAAAAAUUAGCCGAUAUUUUUUAUCAUUAUGGCGAAGAAAGAAAAGCCCGAGUUAUUGCUCGGAAAAUAUGCUACCGACGACAAAAGGAAAAAAUUACUAAUUCUGAGCAAUUAGUUGGUAUAAUAGCCUCAUGUUUUUCACGAAAAAGCGACAAACAUCCUGCUCGGAAAGUAUUUCAAGCCCUCCGAAUAUUUAUUAAUAACGAGUUGGAAAACCUGACCCAAGCCUUAGAGAUUGCUUUCAAAUACUUAGCAGCAGGUGGAAGAAUUAUUGUAAUUAGUUAUCAUUCGCUAGAAGACAGAAUAGUUAAACAAAUAUUCAAAAAAUACCCCUCCAACAAGUUCCAAAUUAUCACUAAAAAACCCUCGACUCCUGCCCAACAGGAGAUAAUGGAAAACCAUCGAGCCCGGAGUGCAAAGAUGCGAGUUAUUACCCGAAAGAUGUAA